AGUUGUUUUGACAUUAGCAUCACCAAUGGCACAUCGGCUGAUUGGAGCCACUCUAGACGUACCAAUAGUGGUAGGCACGUACGCCUUCAAGAAGGAUGAGAAUCUCUACCGAUGGCAUGCACUGGUCAGGAGUGGUCAACUUGGGGCGCCAUUGGAGGAUUUAUCAUACAUCAUCAAGCGAGUUGACUUCCAAUUGCACGAGACCUUCUCUGUGCCUCAAAGGACGGUCGAGAGUACACCAUUCAUGGUCACUGAGGAGGGCUGGGGGGAAUUCGAUAUUGUCAUUACCAUACACUUCGUGGACUCCAGUGAGGCCCCAGUCCAGACAACACAUAAGCUCAAGUUGCAUCACGACGCCAAUACGACCGGUAUCAAUCCCGGAGCGAGCCCAGUGGUACCAGUAGAGUCCUCCAGUGAGGACGAGAAGCGGUACGCUGUGGUCAAUGAGGCCUACAUGGAACUGCACUUUGAACACCCUCAUGCAUGGUUUUAUGAUGCUGUACAACGGCACAGGGAGGAGCAUAAGAUACCAGUGGCUCUAACGGACCGACCGUCUUGGAUGACGGAUGCUAUCAAGGCGUCAUUUGAUGCUAUUACUCCGUUUUUCCAAGAGUUCGAUGAUCGUGAGGAGUUCGAGUACCUCUCGGAAAUGGAGGCGUUCGUGGACCAGCAGAUAGCUUUGUUGCAGAUGCAGUCGUCUAUGGCCGAAACGGAUUACCGUACUUUACAUUAUCAUAUAUUCCAGUGUCAGAGCCGACUGCGUGAUCUUGAGGAUAGUCUUAGCUCCAUGCAUGGGGGAAGGGUCAACAGCGAGUUCGGAGAUUUGGCCGAGGUUCGCUCUACGGCGUCGAGGAAGCGAAUUCGAGUUAAGAAAUGAAUUUUAUGUACACUACCUUGCAAAGAACGAUGAUGUUACUCUUUCGAACACGGGAACUUUUCCAUCCUAAG
This is a messenger RNA of Perkinsus marinus ATCC 50983, 948 nucleotides long. RefSeq names its product YEATS domain-containing protein, putative. Lineage: Eukaryota; Perkinsozoa; Perkinsida; Perkinsidae. Bases 26 to 877 code for a protein of 283 amino acids. The transcript has 9 exons. Gene Ontology annotation, biological process: regulation of DNA-templated transcription. The record is from RefSeq and is a predicted model, not a curated record.